Molecule: messenger RNA, 2043 nt
Organism: Besnoitia besnoiti
Lineage: Eukaryota; Apicomplexa; Conoidasida; Eucoccidiorida; Sarcocystidae
Product: phenylalanine--tRNA ligase, beta subunit protein
Exons: 14
Coding region: 1-2043 (680 amino acids)
Biological process (GO): phenylalanyl-tRNA aminoacylation
Cellular component (GO): cytoplasm; phenylalanine-tRNA ligase complex
Molecular function (GO): RNA binding; phenylalanine-tRNA ligase activity; ATP binding
Source: RefSeq, a predicted model, not a curated record
AUGCCCACCGUCAGCGUUCCCCGCGAUGAGCUCUUUCGCCGGCUCGGCCGGUCCUAUACUGUCACCGAAUUUGACGAACUCUGCUUCGAGUUCGGCAUCGAGCUGGACGAAGUCGUAGAGCCCGGAACUGACGGCGCCACAGAAACGAUCUACAAAAUUGAGGUUCCAGCAAACAGAUAUGACCUCCUCUGCACGGAGGGAAUCUCGCGCGCGCUGUACGCCUUCAACAACCCCGACGCGCCGCAGCCGGUCUACCGUCUGCAGCCCGCGACACCGCAGUUCACCAUGACUGUCAGAUCUUCGGUGAAGCAGGUCCGCCCGUUCGUCGUGUGCGCGAUCCUGAGGGGCGUGAAGCUAACGAAGGAGAGUCUCGCGUCGUUCAUCGAGUUCCAAGACAAGCUGCACCACACGCUCUGCAGGCGCCGCUCUUUGGUAGCUAUCGGCACGCACGAUUUCUCCAAGGUGCAGCCGCCGUUCGUCUACGAUGCCCGGCCGCCGAAGGACCUCAAGUUCGUUCCUCUGGGCUGCGACCGCGAGAUGACUGGCGAGCAAGUGAUGGAGCACUUCUCUACUCAUUUGCAGCUGAAGGCGUAUUUGCCGCUCAUUCAGAGCUCGCCGGCAUACCCCCUGAUUCUCGACGCGCAGGACCGUAUCCUGUCGCUUCCGCCGAUCAUCAACGCGGAAUUUUCCAAGGUCACCGAAGCCACGCAGGACAUCUUCAUCGAAUGCACCGCUAUGGACAUCACCAAGGCGCAGAUCGUGUUGAACACUCUGGUCGCGAUGUUUUCGGAGUACUGCAAAGAGCCCUACACGGUGGAGCCCGUCCAGGUCGUCUACGAGGUGGCUGCGAAUGCGCCUGUGGAUCGCAGCAUGAAGUGCGUGGACGACGACAGGAAGCAGACCGGCGACGGCUCCAUGAACGGCUGGGCCUUUCCCCGCGUGGACACCCGCAGCAUGACGUUCUCGCUGGAGUACUUCCGGCGCUUAACAGGCAUUCCGGUGCUGACGCCCGCUUCGUGCACGAAGCUGCUCAAGCGGAUGAUGCUGCAGACGAACUUUGAUCCGAAUGCAGCGGGGCAACCAGACGCGGACUGCCUCGAGGCCUCGAUUCCCAUCACACGCAGCGACAUUCUCCAUGAGCGCGACAUCGCAGAGGACGUCGCGAUUGCGUACGGCUUCAACAAGCUGCCGGUGACGCCUUCGCAUCUGCUCACGAACGAGAUCUUGAACUGCCUCUCGGAGAAAAUCCGCAACUUCGCUGCGGUCUGCGGAUACACCGAGGCGCUCAACUUCUCGCUGUCGUCUUUCGCCGACAGCUUCACCAGCCUAGGCAGGAUGCCUGCCGAAGCAGAGAGUUGCCUUUGCAAUCCUGUGGAGUAUCAACUCGCGCCGCAUCCUGUGCGCCUCGCCAAUUCGAAGACGCGCGAGUUCGAGCAAGUCCGAACGACGCUCAUUCCGGGGCUUCUCAAAACAAUUGGCGCAAACAGAGGGCGACGUGAGCUCCCCAUCAAGCUCUUCGAGCUCGGCGACAUCUGCGUGCUGGACUCAGCCACGGAAGUCGGCGCAAGGAACCUGCGCUACUGCUGCGUGGCCUUCGCGGACGAACACUCUUCCGGCCUCGAGGAAGUUCACGGUGUACUCGAUGCACUGAUGCAGAGUCUGCAGUUCGUUGGCGACUACGCGAUUUCGGAGAUGGAAGCCGCGGCGGCCGCUGCAGCAACGGAGAAGGCCCCGGGCGCCGGCGAACAGGCUGGCACACAUGCCGCGGAGAACUUGAAGCGCUUCCUCGCGCGGCUGCGGGGGACUUUCAAACUCGUGCCUUCGCACGAGAAAACUUUCCUGCCUGGUCGCCAGGUUCAGAUCGUCGCGAGUCCGAAGACAGCGGACGAAUCCGAGAGCGUCCCGCUGCUACUCGGCGUCAUGGGCACCGUUCACCCGCACACCUUGAAGGCCUUCGGGCUCACCAUUCCUGUUUCCGUCUUGGAGCUCAACCUGGAGGCUUUCGUCCAGUGGCUCCCCGCCAUCGACUUGGUGGCAAGCUAA